Molecule: messenger RNA, 354 nt
Organism: Linum trigynum
Lineage: Eukaryota; Viridiplantae; Streptophyta; Magnoliopsida; Malpighiales; Linaceae
Source: the annotation of a GenBank genome assembly
AUGCUAGCAGCAGAUAACAAGAAUUCUUAUGUUUUUGGGAGAGCGGGCCAUAGGAUGGGGAUGGGCCACAUGAGCUUGGUUCCUGGGCUGAGCCAGCUGAACCAAUCGAUUGGGGCUGGAAUUAUUGUGAUUUGGACCUCGUUUGGGCCAAGUCUUGGGCCGCAACUGAGAAAUAAGAGGGCCGAGUUGGAGUCUGGGCCAAAGUUUGGAAGGAACCAGACUCUGAUACCAGUCUAUGGGCCGACACCUGAGCAAGUUGAGCCGCAUCUGCAAACUCCAAUUGGGCUUUUCUGGGGCUGUCUAGUUGAGUCUCUCUUAUAUGGUGUGUGCUUGAAAGAAAAAGAAGAGGGAUAA